Molecule: messenger RNA, 1856 nt
Organism: Phalaenopsis equestris
Lineage: Eukaryota; Viridiplantae; Streptophyta; Magnoliopsida; Asparagales; Orchidaceae
Product: ubiquitin receptor RAD23d-like
Exons: 14
Coding region: 207-1484 (425 amino acids)
Biological process (GO): proteasome-mediated ubiquitin-dependent protein catabolic process; nucleotide-excision repair
Cellular component (GO): nucleoplasm; cytosol
Molecular function (GO): ubiquitin binding; proteasome binding; polyubiquitin modification-dependent protein binding
Source: RefSeq, a predicted model, not a curated record
GGAAGGGUGGUGCACGGUAGGAAGGAAAGAUAACCCACAGUAGUUUCAUUGCAUCCGAUUUCUCCGUUCCGCGCCGGAUCGGAAGUCCUUCUCUUCCUAUUUUUCUCCUCACUCCGCUUCAGCCCAGAUCGAGGGUAAUCCCUAGUCCUCGUCCCACUCCCAUACCAGGAGAGGAGAAAUCGCUUCUACAAUUUGUCGACGCGGAGAUGCAGAUCUUCGUCAAGACUCUCAAGGGCACCAAUUUCGAGAUCGCGGUAAACCUGGAGGACACGGUUGCUGAUGUGAAAAAUAAUAUAGAGAACUCACAAGGAAAAACUGUGUACCCUGCAGAUCAACAAAUGCUCAUAUAUCAAGGGAAAGUUCUUAACGACGAAACAACCUUGGCAGAGAAUAAUAUUACUGAAAAAUGUUUUAUCGUGGUCAUGCUGAGAAAGGCCAAGGGCUCAUCAACUGGGGCUUCAACAACCAGCUCUAUGCCAGCAAGUCAGGCCAAAAGCUCGACAAGUGGGGCUUCAACAAUGAGCUCUGUACCAGAAAGUCAGGCCAAGAGCUCAUCAAGUGGGGCUUCAACAACCAGCUCUAUACCAGCAAGUCAACCUACAACUGUUAGCUCUGCAGCUGCUAAUCCUUCUAUCACAGCACCAGCGCCAGUGCAAACCCUACCUCCGUUGCACGCAGCAUCACUUACUUCUGCAGAUGCACCAGCUUCUGCAGUUAAUGCAUCGACUGUUGUCAAUGCAUAUGAUCAAGCAGCAUCAAACCUUGUAGCUGGCGAUAGCCUCGAACAAACUAUCCAACAUAUUCUAGAUAUUGGUGGAGGGACUUGGGACAGGAACACUGUUGUUAGGGCAUUGCGAGCUGCAUUUAAUAAUCCCGAGAGAGCUGUUGAAUAUUUAUAUUCUGGCGUUCCUGAGCGAGCGGAGGCUCCACCUGUUGCACGGUCUCCCACUGGGGAGCAGGAAGCAGCCAACCGUCGUGUUCAGGCACCGCAGCCAGUACAGCCUUCGGUUCCAUCAGCCGGUCCUAAUUCAAAUCCUUUGAACCUCUUUCCUCAGGGUCUGCCCAGCGUGGGAUCAAAUGUUGGUAGAAGUGGCCUUGAUUUUAUUCGAAAUAGUCCUCAGUUUCGAGCGCUGCAGACAAUGGUGCAAGCAAAUCCUCAGAUUCUCCAGCCAAUGCUUCAGGAACUUGGCAGGCAAAAUCCACAGGUUAUGAGGCUCAUUCAGGAUCAUCAAUCUGAAUUUAUAAACUUACUUAGUGGAUCAUCUGAGGGAGGAGAGAACAAUCUAUCAGGCCAGUCAGCUGAAGCAGAGCCUCAAACAGUAACUGUUACUCCGUCGGAGCGUGAAGCAAUUCUUCGGCUGGAAGCGCUGGGCUUUGACAGGAACCUCGUCCUAGAAGUUUACUUGGCCUGCGAUAAGAACGAGGAGCAGGCCGCAAAUUACCUUCUGGACCACAUGAAUGAUGAUGAUGACCUCGAUCACUGAUUAAAAUUAGUCCCCCGUCCUCCGUUGUUUGCCUUCUGUUGUUUCCCUCUUUUUGAGUAUUGUGUGCAAAUAAGUCCAUCUCUUUUUCUGCAAUUCAAGGAAGUGGUAGUGUUUUUUAGACCUUUAUACAUUAUGCAAGUAGCUUAUAGCACAACUGUGUAUACAUUUUUUUGGGGAAAAAAAUUAGAUCAGAAUAUCUGAUUAAAAUUUAGUUAAAAAUUAGUCUGAAAGGUGUUUGUUUUGCAUUGAAAUGAAUUUAUCGUGGAUGGACUAUUAUUAUUUUUUUUUAGUAUUCAUCUCAAUAUAAAUCAAAGCUUUUGACUUGUUUUUUAAACUAAUUUUGUUCAGAUGUGCUGGCUAAUUUUUUCCCCC